UUUAUUUCUGACCGUGUUCAGCGGAUAACGGUGUUACGGUGGGUGAAGACAUGGACCUCGCCGCGAAGGACUCUUACAUCCAGAAGCUUUCAAGUAAAAUCAUUUCCCAGCGAGAGAAGGAGCCAAAGAAGCGACCGUUUGUUUAUUUCAAAGGUAAAAGUGACACCGAUCUUCCAAGCAAGAAGAAAAAGAAAUUAAUAAAGAAGGAUUGGAAAGAGAACAUCACUAAUAAGACUCCCAAACCACAACAGAAGCCUUCUCCUUCUCCAGCAGCUCAGAAAAGCCUUGGAAAUGCAAAAGCAACUACUGAGAGUGUGAAUAGAGCCCCGUUGCACACGCCUAAAGGAGGGAAUGCAGACACAAGCUUCUCCACUGUGGAUGUACUGCGCAAAAGACUACAUGAGAAGAUUGAAGAGUCCAGAGGGCAGGGAGCUCCACAGGAUGCAUUAUCAGAGGCCGUCAAGGCAAAGCGCGCUAAGCGAAAAAUGGAACGGGAGCGUAAGAAGAGAAAGAGGAAAGAGUUUCUAAUGAAGAAACUUGCAGAAAAAAGCAGUCAGGAACAGCCUGCAGAGAUAAAAGAAGAAGCCAUUGCUCCUGCUUCAGAAAAAAAAGUUAAGGCAGCUGUUGUCUUUAACAGAGUAGAGACUAUGUUAGGGGGAUAUGAAACUAAAAUGCAGAAAAAAAUUAAGAGGAAAAAGAGCGAGAAAGGGAAGGUAACACCACUGACUGGGAAAAACUACAAGCAGCUUCUGAGCCGAGUGGAGGCUCGCAAAGAGAAGCUGGAGCAGCUGAAGGAGAAGGACGAGACGAAGGCUGCUGAGAUGGAGAGGAAGAUCAAAUGGACCAACAUGCUCUAUAAAGCAGAGGGUAUCAAAAUCAAAGAUGAUGAAGACCAACUGCGUGUCUCUUUAAAGAGAAAGGAGAAGAGGCGUGCGCAGAGGAAGAAGAAGUGGUCGCAACGAAGCGAGCAUGUGAUUGGAAAGAUGCAGCAAAGACAGGACAAGAGGAAAAAGAACAUCCAGAAACGCAAAGAGGGUAAAAUAGAGAAGAAGAAGGAGAGAGCGCGAAAGAAGGGUCGAGUGCUGCCCGAGGACUUAAAGAAAGCCGCAGUUUAGAGGAAGAGAAGUUUCCUUAUGCUUUGGAUCUAUUUGCAUGGCUGUGAGAUUGUUUUUACCUGAAAUCAAACAAUACGUCUUGUACACAAAUUCAUUGCUUUCUUCCUGUUCAGAAAUAAUACAGUGUGUUUUAUAACGAAAUACUUAUGCCAAAUAUGAGAGAAAAUCUGCUGUGAAAUGUUUAACAAAAGUAAAGGAGUUUAUUGUCUACAUAAAGCCUCUUAGUGUGUUUUUUCUGUUCUACAACCCCUGUUCCAAUGAAAGUGGGAUGUUAUGUAAAAUUUUAAUAAAAACAGAAUACAAAAUCC
This is a messenger RNA of Girardinichthys multiradiatus, 1423 nucleotides long. It is a transcript of the gene surf6, whose product is annotated as surfeit 6. The transcript has 4 exons. The record is from RefSeq and is a predicted model, not a curated record. NCBI's taxonomy places the organism in Eukaryota, Metazoa, Chordata, Actinopteri, Cyprinodontiformes, Goodeidae. Bases 51 to 1115 code for a protein of 354 amino acids. Gene Ontology annotation, biological process: ribosomal small subunit biogenesis; ribosomal large subunit biogenesis. Gene Ontology annotation, molecular function: DNA binding; RNA binding. Gene Ontology annotation, cellular component: nucleolus.